AGGGUGAAAUUGAUACGCAAACUUUUAAAUUGUUAAUUUAUCAUUUAUUAUGUGGGUUCCUUUCACUUAUAAAAAAAUGUAUAACAAUCGAAUCUCUACAUUCCUAAUUGACCUCUCUGCGAAAUUUCCCUUUGAAAACUAAGAGGUAUUUCAUUUGUGGAGGUUCUAAUACUACUGAUGUAUACAUAUCGAUGUUUGUACACUAACCUUUCCGACCAUGAGACACUGUGAAAGAUGCGGAUGCCGACUGUGUUCGUGUCACGAGCCGAACGAUGCUGGCCACCGAUUCGAAAUUGCGGAUACUAGCUCUACACGGAUACAGGCAAUCGGACGCGAUCUUCAGCGCUAAAUUGGGAUCGUUGAGGAAGGGAUUUAAGAAAGAGAUCGACUUCACGUUUGUAAGAUCGCCGCACAGGGUCCCAUCCCUGGAUGGGAUUAGUCAAGAGGAUGCGGAUGAUAAUGGAUACGGAUGGUGGUUUAAUACAGAGGAUCGUGUGUUUAAAGCCACGGUGCCGAGCGACUUGUGUGUAGGAUUUGACGACAGCGUAGCCGCGAUCGAGAAAGCGUUUUUAGAACACGGUCCUUUCGACGGCAUACUGGGUUUCUCGCAGGGAGCUGCUUUCGUCAGUGUACUAUGCGCAAUGAAGAAGAAGAAAAUGAUAGAAAUAGAAUUCCACUUUGCUAUUAUAAUAUCCGGAUUCAAAUCACUGUGUGCGCCGCACGCAAAGUAUUACGACGAAGAGAUAGAUAUACCUUCUUUGCAUAUUUAUGGAGAGAAUGAUCAAGUCAUUCCGACAGUAAUGGCAGAACAAAUCAGUCGUCUGUUCCCAGAUAAGAAGGAGAUACGGCACGAAGGAGGGCACUAUGUGCCGAGUAAAAAAGAUAUUUAUAGGGAUUUUAUAAUGGAAAUGUUAAGCAAAUAUAAGAACUUGAGCAGUUAACAAUGAUCUUAUUUUAUUACUGAAUUUUAUUCCACUAAUUCGGCAAGCAAUUUUAUUGCGGAGAAGAUUGAAAUGUACAUGAGUAAUAAAUAAAAUAAAAAUGCCAAAA
Molecule: messenger RNA, 1050 nt
Organism: Vollenhovia emeryi
Lineage: Eukaryota; Metazoa; Arthropoda; Insecta; Hymenoptera; Formicidae
Product: UPF0483 protein AGAP003155
Exons: 5
Coding region: 273-941 (222 amino acids)
Biological process (GO): response to retinoic acid
Cellular component (GO): nucleus; cytoplasm
Source: RefSeq, a predicted model, not a curated record